Messenger RNA from Doryrhamphus excisus (bluestripe pipefish), 2331 nucleotides. Its product is annotated as flavin-containing monooxygenase 5-like. The record is from RefSeq and is a predicted model, not a curated record. Lineage: Eukaryota; Metazoa; Chordata; Actinopteri; Syngnathiformes; Syngnathidae. Gene Ontology annotation, molecular function: flavin adenine dinucleotide binding; NADP binding; N,N-dimethylaniline monooxygenase activity.
CACACAGAGCCAAGUUUUUCAAUGAUGCAUACUUAACUAUAAAAGUAUAAAGUCUGUUGGACUGUAUAAAAAAGUCUUCUUUUAGCAGUGAACGUAUGUCCUGGGGAACAUGUCUCCACUUGUGACGUCACCGUCUCACUCUGUGUCUUCAUUGUGUCCAUAUGUUCAUGCUUUAGUGUUUAUGGCACAUUCACGUUAUACAACAAAUAAUAACUCCUCCCCUUGGAGAGUGUUGUGUUUGCCCUAUGCACAGAAGACCUCACAUAACCCGUCUGCUUUACCGUCACCACAUACGCCACACUCGACUUAAAGUUGCAGGAUGCAAGCACUUCCUGUUAAGAAUGAAAAGACACAUCAAAAGUAGAAAAAAACAACAAAACUUCUACUUCCUCAACCCAACAAAGUUCCCAUUCUGUAUGCAUAAAAAAAUAAAAACCUUCCCAACUGAAGUGUACUGCUGCCUCCAGCUGACAACUGUAUGUUUAAAUCUCUGUUUGGCUGCAGAAAAGAGGGCGGGGCUGGUAAAAUAAAAACUGGUUUGUCAAGAUAGACAAUUAAAUAUAGAGUUUGAAGAACAUCGUGCUGAAGACACCGUCAAAAAAAGGACAUUUGUCAGCAUGGUUCAGAAGGUGGCUGUGAUCGGCGCCGGAAUUUCAGGUCUGACCAGCAUCAAGGCCUGCCUGGAUGAAGGUCUGGAACCCACCUGCUUCGAGAGCAGCCAUGACAUUGGUGGCCUGUGGAGGUUUAAGGAGGAACCAGAGCCUGAACGGGCCAACAUCUAUUUCUCUGUGGUCCUGAACAGCUCCAAAGAGAGGAUGGCCUUCAGUGACUUCCCGCCUCCUGCCGAGCUCCCAAACAACAUGCACCACUCCGAGGUGAUGCUCUACCUCAGACUAUAUGCUCAGACCUUCAGGCUCCUGCAGCACAUCCGAUUCCAGACUUCUGUGGCCCGUGUCAGGCCAACUCCAGAUUUUGCCACCACUGGUCAGUGGGAGGUGGAGACCGAGAGACGUGACGGUCCGAGGGAAAGUCAGGUCUACGACGCCAUCAUGGUUUGUACGGGACACUUCACCACGCCUCACCUGCCGCUCCAAGACUUCCCAGGUAUAGAGAACUUUAAAGGCAAGUACUUGCACAGCUGGGAAUACCGUAACACUGACGGUCUGCAGGGGAAAAGAGUGGUGGUGAUCGGGAUCGGGAGUUCUGGAGGAGACAUCGCUGUGGAUAUCAGCAGGGUUGCUGAAAAGGUGUACCUCAGCACCAGGAGUGGAGCGUGGAUUGUGAGCCGUGUCGGCUCAAGGGGCCUCCCAGUGGACAUGCUCGGUACUUCCCGGAUGAACAUGACACUGCAGAGACUCUUUCCUUCUUGGAGCAGCAGGAUGGUGGAGAAGAAACUCAACAGCGUGUUUGACCAUGAACUCUAUGGACUGAAACCACCACACGGGAUCUUCGCACAAAACGCUGUGGUGAGCGACGACCUGCCAGCACGCAUCAUCUCCGGGCGCGUUCAAGUGAAACCCAACGUCAAAGAGUUCAGAGAUUCUGCUUUGGUCUUUGCUGACGGCAGUGUUAUAGACCAGGUGGACGUGGUGGUGUUCGCCACGGGCUACAACUACAGCUUCCCCUUCCUGCCUCCAGCCUUGCAGGAAAAGUCAGGUUAUCGUCUUUGUCUCUACAAGCACGUCUUCCCGCCCAGCCUGUCCAAACCCACGCUGGCCGUGGUGGGCUUUGUCCACGGUCUUGGAUCUCUCACACCCUUGGCUGAGAUGCAAGCCCGCUGGGCAACCAGAGUGUUUAAAGGUUUAUUAAAGUUACCCCCCGAGGAGACCAUGCUAGAUAAAAUUGCGACGGAAACGGAAACCAUGCAUAACAGGUACGCCUGCUCAGAACGCACCCCUAUUCAGGUGGACUACAUCCCCUACCUGGACUCUGUAGCGGAUAAGAUCGGGGUUCGACCGAGCAUCGCACGCCUCCUACUGAAGGAUCCCAGACUCGCUCUGCAGGUUUUGUUGGGGCCAUGUACAUCCUAUCAGUACCGACUGACUGGGCCAGGCCAGUGGGCCGGAGCUCGACAGGCCAUCUUCGCUCAGUGGGAUCGAGUGGUCCAGCCUUUCAAAACCAGAGUGGGACCCAAAGCCAGUAGGACCGGAGUGGUACCCAGAGCUAGAAGCUCUUCUAAACUCAGCAUGGUGCUUUUCUCAGGAGCAGCCCUCCUAUGCUGCUGUUUGUACAAUAAAUGAUCGACACCAUGAUCCAGUCCUCCUUAUGUACCCCUUGGUUGUUCAUGCUGGAACAUCAGUUUUUGCAGUGUAUGAACUCUGUAGGGUGUAU